AAUUCCUUCCAACAAAGAUUAUUUACACUAUGAUUUUCGUUGCGUUAGCAGCGUCACCAAUUUUGUACGUUAUUUAUAACUUGUACUCAAAAUACAAUAAUGUCUACAAGAAAUAUCAAGAUGUUUUCUCAGGCUAUGAAAUGAAGGACACUCCUGAAACAGAAGACCCCAUUACUUUACAGUUAACCUCCGGAAGUUUCCCAUCCUGGUUAAAUGGUAUUAUGUAUCGUGUUGGUCCUGGUAAGUUUAACAUCAAGCAAGAUGAUGGGUCUACUCUGGUUAUCAAGCAUGCUUUUGAUGGCUUAUCUUUUAUGCACCGUUUCCGCAUUGAUGGCACUACGCAAACCUUGAAAUAUAACUCGCGCUGUUUAGCCAAGUCUCUGGAAAAAGCUUUAGCUCAAAAUUCGUUCAAGGGUCUUAUUUUUUUCGGUUUUAUCCCAGUCUUGUCUUUCUCUAGAUGGCUGUAUCAUUUUUGGGCUCGUCUGGAUCAAUAUGUUCUUCGCCCUAGGUCAAGAGCUUCAAACAAAGCAGAUGGUCAUAACGUCGGUGUCACUGUAACUCCUAAUUUCCCUCUUCCUUCAAAAUGGGAAAAGAAUAAUCAAUCGGUUCUGGUCUCCAAAACAGAUGCAAACAUCCUUCAAAAAAUUCAUGCUGAAACUUUAGUUCCUGAAAAGGUUUUCACUUAUACUACAUAUGAUGCCAAGUUGAAGGGCCAACUUUCCGCUGCUCAUCAUCAAUCUGAUCCUGACACGAAAGAAAUCUUCAAUUUCACUUUAAGCUAUAAUCCCAAACCUCGUCUUAUUGUCUUUAGUACUUCUGAAGCAGGAAAAGUUACCGUCUUGGCCGAUUUUACUCAACGUACGGACAAAUCUAAUUUUCAAGCACCCUAUAUUCAUUCCUUCUGGCUUACCAAAAACUACGUGAUCAUCCCCGAGUCUCCCUUAAUUUACAAGGACAAAGGCAUUAACAUGUUGCUUAAUGGUAACAUUAUUUCUAGCAUGACUUGGGAAAAGAACUCGCCUACGUAUUUCCAUGUCAUUAGCCGUAAUGGUGAUGGUCUUGUUGCUUCUAUCCCUGGUCCUGCCUUCUUUACCUUCCAUGUAUCAAAUGCUUUUGAAACAGCUGACCCUGCAACUGGUGACAUUAUUUUAACUUUGGAUUGUGCCUCUUUCUCAGAUGGCAAUAUUGUGAACCAGGUUCAUAAAUUUGGUGCUUCUCAUUACAAAGGCCCUGACUAUACUCCUAAACCAAGCUCGGAAUUUAAUGGCACAACCUAUCCUCCUCCUCGUCAUGUUGAUUUUGGUGAUCUCAACCGUUACAAACUGAACCUAACUCAAUCCAAGCAUAUUUCUACAGACUUAAUGUGUAAGAACUUGGAAUUCCCUAGAAUCAACCAAUCCUUUGCCGGAAAUGCCAACUAUCGAUUUGUUUAUGGUUGUGAACUAUUGGGCUUUACAGAAAAGAGAGACGAAACCAACAGAAUUGUCAAGGUCGAUAUCGAUACUGGGGCUAUCACGUAUUACGGCGAUGAGGGGUUCUACUGCUCUGAACCCAUCUUUGUACCAAACCCCGAGGGUACAAGAGAAGAUGACGGUGUAUUGUUAAGUUUGGUCAACAACUUUGACUGUUGCUAUUUAAUUAUCUUGGAUGCCACCACAUUGACUGAAUUGGCCCGCUUUAAGAUUGGUCAAUUUACUGCUGUAACAUUCCAUGGUUCUUACGUUGAUCAUGAAUUUGAGUCUAUCAAUAUCAACUAA
Messenger RNA from Mucor mucedo, 1757 nucleotides. RefSeq names its product carotenoid oxygenase. The transcript is spliced from 2 exons. The record is from RefSeq and is a predicted model, not a curated record. Gene Ontology annotation, molecular function: carotenoid dioxygenase activity. Bases 30 to 1757 code for a protein of 575 amino acids. Lineage: Eukaryota; Fungi; Mucoromycota; Mucoromycetes; Mucorales; Mucoraceae. Gene Ontology annotation, biological process: carotene catabolic process.